This is a messenger RNA of Rhinopithecus roxellana (golden snub-nosed monkey), 3695 nucleotides long. It is a transcript of the gene B9D1, whose product is annotated as B9 domain containing 1. Gene Ontology annotation, biological process: cilium assembly. Gene Ontology annotation, cellular component: MKS complex. The record is from RefSeq and is a predicted model, not a curated record. The transcript is spliced from 7 exons. Lineage: Eukaryota; Metazoa; Chordata; Mammalia; Primates; Cercopithecidae. Bases 177 to 689 code for a protein of 170 amino acids.
CUGCGCCUGCGCGUGCCACACACCCACCCACACACACACUCGCGUGGCCUUCGCGAAGGUGUCGCUGCCAAGAAACGUGUCCUGCGCGCUACGCCGUCUGUUUCUAGGGCAACGCCGGCGUCUCUUAGCAACCGCGCGCGGCCUAGGUGGGUCCCCCCGGAACCCCCAGCCCUGCCAUGGCCACCGCGAGUCCUAGCGUCUUUCUACUCAUGGUCAACGGGCAGGUGGAGAGCGCCCAGUUUCCAGAGUAUGAUGACCUCUACUGCAAGUACUGCUUUGUGUAUGGCCAGGACUGGGCCCCCACAGCGGGUCUGGAGGAGGGGAUCUCACAGAUCACGUCCAAGAGCCAAGAUAUGCGGCAAGUACUGGUGUGGAACUUCCCCAUUGAAGUCACCUUUAAAAGCACCAACCCCUACGGCUGGCCGCAGAUCGUGCUCAGCGUGUAUGGACCAGAUGUGUUCGGGAAUGAUGUGGUUCGAGGCUAUGGGGCCGUGCACGUGCCCUUCUCACCUGGCCGGCACAAAAGGACCAUCCCCAUGUUUGUCCCAGAAUCUACAUCUAAAAUGCAGAAGUUUACAAGCUGGUUCACGGGGCGGCGACCCGAGUACACAGACCCCAAGGUGGUGGCUCAGGGUGAAGGCCGGGAAGCUACCUUCAGGGCUGUCUGUCAAAGCAGUGUCUCAACAUGAAAGAGGCUUGAGUCCCUGACUUCUGUGAGAAACCCGUGGGAAGCCGCUGAGACCUGAUGUGUUACUGCAGCGUAAACAAGAGCAUCCCACACACCCUUCUCUCUCUCCUGUCCCCUGCACUGAACGGGCACCCCCUGCCACCAGCCCCUAGCCUCCUAGCUCUGAGUUUGUCCUUGGGUGGACACUGGGAGCCAGGCACUCACACAGAGAGCAGAGGGCUGCAGGGCAGUCCCAGGCCUCCCUCCAGGUUCGUCUCAGGGCCUCUCCAACCCUUCCCAUCAGCGUCUCCCAGCCGCCUCUGCCUCGGCCUUGCCUCCUCCCAUGACCGGAGCACCUCUUCCACCUCUGCUGCCUGGAGGUGCACGUGUCCUCCCGCCGCUACCCUCCUCUGGUCGGCGGCUCUGAGGCACAGGCCCUCUGUGUUGGUCAGCUGUUGCACAGCAAGCUACCUAAGAACCAGUGGCUCCAACAGGCCCCUCCUCUCAGGAAUACACAGUUGGCUGGGCAGCUCCACGCAAUCCCUCCCUCCGCUGCCCCGGCUGACAGGAGGUGGCUUCCCAGAGCAGCUUUUCUGCAGCAUGGACACCAGAGGAGGCAGAGCACAGGAAGCCUCUGGGGACCCGGCACACUGUCACUUCCAUCUCAUCCAAAGCAGUCUCCACCAGUGACCAGGCCACAUUAGGAGGGUGGACGCAGGAAGUGGGCAGUGGCUAGCACUUCCCCUACCACACCCGUGCAGGCCACCAGUCUCAGCACCUCACCAAGGGCAGGCCUCCCACCCCCUUUUCCUGAGGUUCAGGGGCAACCAAAUGCCCAGCUCACACGGGUACUAGGACCAGGCUGGUGGCCUCAUUGACUGCAGACCAAGCUCCACAGGAAUCGGCUCCUUUAUCUCCCACCCCCCUCCAGUGGAACAGGACUGAUGAAGAUGAGGUGGGAGAAGGACACAGCCAGAAACCGCACCAUGGUACAAAUGAUAAAUUAUAUUUAUACAGUAAAUAAGUAUCAACAGUCAACACAAGUUCAAAACCAGCCACCGGCCUCUGGGACUGAGAAACAGCUGGGUGACUUCCUCCACCACAGUGCCCAUCAGGAGGGAGCAUGAUGGCACAGGCGCCAACAUGCAUGGCAGUGGCCGGUGGCUUCAUGAUCAGUGCAGUGGGCAACAGGGACAUGCACUCGGGAUGGCCUGUGCCAGAUGGGGUGGGGGCUGUCGUCUUGGGUCCUGGUGGCCCAGUGGCUGUCAUGUUGGGGCCUCAAAGUCGUGUCAUGAAGGGCUCUUCUGUUACAAAAGAAUCACUGACCCCAAGUAGUCGAGUCUGGUCUACUGACCUGUAAGGCUGGCCCAGGCCCUGCACCAUCUGAAGGAAAGCACCUUUCUGGGCAAGCAUCCCGCCUACCAUCCCACUGCACCUCCCCACCCACCCUUCCCCCAGCAGACGAGACCAGCCACCGGCUUACCCGAAUGGCAGCAGGAGCCUAAGGCCCAGCCCCAGGCCUGCAGUUCUGGCAGAGGGUGGCUGGUCAGGAACUCUAGACAUGGCUGCUGGGACUGGAGACGGCGGCCUCAGGAACAGCAUGAGUGGGUGCAGUCCUCACUCACAGCCUGCAUGUCCCAGCAGCCCGGAGACCAUUUAAGAUCUCUCCUGCGCUAGUGCGAAGGGUUAGAUCUUCUGGAACCAGAGAGGGGCUGGCAGGUGGUCGGCUGCCCUUAAAGAGCUGGAGGUGAGAAAUUCCCAUAGUGGAAAAGGGGCCAGAAACGUCCACCAGGCAAGCUGCCCAGACACAGGAUUGGUGGAAUGUCCCUUCCCUGGGUAAAAGCAAGUUUUUUCUGGUCUUUAAUGCAUGACAUAAUACUUUUACAGUGGUGGGUGAGGUGAGGACAGCAGGAGUUUGGAAGAGGGAGGUAAUAUUAAUGCAUGUUUGUUAAAAAUCUGUCCCGGGUGAAUGACUUUUUCCUUCAUCUCCAAAAUAUAAGAUAAUUAUUUUUAGGUCUCCAAUUUAAAAAUAAUGUCUGGAGUUAGCAGGUAGGUGGAUCAGGGCCAGCCCUGGUCCCCUAGCCCCCCACUCCCGUCUUAGCCUAGGGACUAUUGCCCAGGGACCCGUGGGCACAGAAGCACCCCCACCCCCAUGCCCUCAGGACAACUGCCAUUUCCACAUUAUCCCCAUCUUUAGCCUGAGCGUGGAUUAAGACAGAGGAGAUCACAGACACACAAGGUUAAAGAUGUUUCUUCCAUUUCAGAUUUCCAUUGUAAACAGAAGUCCUUGUUAAUCCCUGCAUGCCUUUAAUAAAAAAAAGGAAUUAGUUGAUAAAAAUUGGUGAGUCACAUUCAUACAUUAGAUUUUUUUCUUUAACUUUCAGGAUGUUGGUAUAUCAGUAAGAAAAAUAGCCUCUCGCUCAGGAUCUAGCCAAUAAGGCUGAAAGUCAAUCAGUUUAGUAAUUCACCAAAAACAGGAGUUAAUGAAAGGAAAAGGCAACUGGAGGCUAGGAUUUUUUGUUGCUGUUGUAGUUUUUUUUUUUUUUUUUAAAUAAACAUCAUCUAUGUGUAAUCAAAUUCCCAUAUUUUCUUCCUAUAAAGAAUUUGCUUUAGUUUUUCAAUAAGGCAUUUUUUUUUGUCAUCCAAACAUCUCUUCCUUUUAAAAUUUUCUUAGAGUUAAAACCAUAAAUAAGAGGAUUUAAACCACUAAAAUAACACGUGCCAAUAUCUUCAUUCAGCCAGACCUGGUAAAUUCUAUCAAAACUAGACAGUUAAAUAAGAACCACGUUAUAAAAAUAUUAGCCAAAAAAAGACUAUUAGAUAAUUUUGCAAACUCAAAUAUGAAACUGUACUAAACAAAAUAUGUGCAAAGGUACACAAGCAUAGAGCCACGUUGGGGGUUAUGCUCAGAUUAGUUUUAAAGCUCGCUCUAGUGGAUUUAAUUCAAGAGUUGUCCACGGUGGUGGUGUUUACUUUGAACUCACACGAGUCAAAGAAAAAUAAAAUAUGCACAACCACUUCCCCAAAA